AUGCUGCACUGGCUACAAGUGACGAGCGCCGACGAGUAUACGCUCAAAGAACUCCAGCGCGAAGUGUGUCGAGCAGUGGUGCCGCUCCUGUCGCUGCGCCCACCGACCAUCUCGGCGCACGACAAGAGCAUCCUUUUGGCGUUUGUGACCCGCGCACAGUCGGACGCAACGAUGACAGCGCCGUGCACGAGCCUCCUCGACGCCAUCACCCGUGCCCAGAGCCGCGCACUCAGCAAAGCCGUUUAG
Messenger RNA from Saprolegnia parasitica CBS 223.65, 246 nucleotides. RefSeq lists its product as hypothetical. Bases 1 to 246 code for a protein of 81 amino acids. NCBI's taxonomy places the organism in Eukaryota, Oomycota, Saprolegniomycetes, Saprolegniales, Saprolegniaceae. The record is from RefSeq and is a predicted model, not a curated record. The transcript is spliced from 2 exons.